This is a messenger RNA of Gryllus bimaculatus (two-spotted cricket), 3118 nucleotides long. Lineage: Eukaryota; Metazoa; Arthropoda; Insecta; Orthoptera; Gryllidae. The record is from the annotation of a GenBank genome assembly.
AUGGUGGGACAAAAUAAUGUCCCGAAACGUCCGUUCGUGUCGGCGUUAGCUAACCGCUACGGGUUUCGGACGGUGGCUGUGCUUGGAAGCUUCGUGGGAGCAUUCAGCUUCUUCAUCUCCUACUUCGCGACGAGCGCAGUCUUCUUAUGCAUCACCUACGGCGUUUUGGGCGGCGUGGGCUUCGGGCUGAUCUACGUGCCGGCCGUCAUCACGGUGGGCUUCUACUUCGAGCGGUGGCGCGCCCUGGCCACGGGCGUGGCGGUGUGCGGCUCGGGCAUCGGCACCUUCGUCAUGCCGCCCAUCAUCACCGCGCUCAUCGGCACCUUCGGCUGGCGCGGCUCGCUGCUCAUCCUCGCAGGCCUGGUUCUCAACUGUGCAAUUUUUGGUCUGAUGUACAGACCUCUUAAACCACAAAAGGUAACCGUGGAAAACAAAGAUGGUGGUGAAGAAACACCGAAGGAUGAACAAGGUGCUGGAAAACCUGGGGAACAAUUACCUUUGCUGGUUAGAAUAAAAAUGGCCCGCGAUGACCAGUUGCAUAAGAGCACAUCUAUUGGAAGCUUUGCAGAUAAUGUUAGUGUUACUGCUGAAAAACCAUUUUCUCAAAACCGCCUCUUGAAAGCAAACAACAAUAAUACUUAUCCUACUGCUGCUGAAGCAUUAGCAGGAAGUGUGGUGCAUUUAAAUGGUUCACGACACGUGUCAAGUCAAUCUCUAAAUUUGUUGGGAGGUGGAGGACUAGCUAAGAACACUGCUACCUCUGGCAGCAUUACUCUAACAAAAGCUCAGAAGAGAUUAAGUGCUCCCACUUAUCCUGAUAAUUAUCUAGUUCCCCCAGCAAUAACAGAUAUUUCAUCAGGAAACAAAGAUAGCACAGAAGUCACUGAAAUGCUCCUUCCAUUAACAGAAGAGAAUCAUAAUUCACAUUACAAUGCGAGUGAUAUUAAAAAAGAAGCUCUUCAAAAGAGAAACAGCAGAACGAGAACUAUCUCUGAAUGCAGUAGAACAAGUCUUAGAAGCCGAAAGGGGUUAGGGACAUCAAGAGACAAUGUGGGUGUGAGGCCUCUUUAUAGAGAUGAUAUUUUCUUUGGAGGCAGCUUACAACGACUACCUCAAUAUACAUCACAGAUAAGUUCUGUAGGCUACCAUAUGUCCGUCUCAAGGCUUCCUACAAAAGCAGAUGUAGAACAAGAAAGGAAAAACCAAUGUAUGCUGUGCCCGGAGGCUGUUCAACGAAUUCUUGCUACUAUGUUAGAUAUGUCUCUUCUACGUUCACCAACAUUUUUAUUGCUUUCUCUCAGUGGAUUCAUAACAAUGAUGGGAUUUUAUAUCCCGUUUAUGUUCAUUACAGAUAGAGCAGAAAAAUACGGCUUAGAUAAGAGUUUGGCAGUUUUUCUUGUAUCUGUUAUUGGCAUCACCAACACCGUAGGACGUGUUGGAUGUGGAAUACUGACUAGCUUUCCUGGAGUUGACUCUUUAUUAAUAAAUAACGUUGCCUUGACUAUUGGAGGAAUAGCCACAAUGUUUAGUGGAAUAGAUACCUCAGCUGGUUAUCAGUUCUUUUAUGCUUCUGUAUUUGGGCUUGCAAUGGCCUGCUUUGCAUCCCUGAGAUCAAUUGUUAUUGUGGAUCUUUUGGGUCUGGAUAAACUUACUAAUGCCUUUGGACUGUUGCUGCUAUUUCAAGGCAUAGCAGCUGUUAUUGGAUCACCAUUGGCUGGUUCAUUCAUGGAAGCAACUGGAAGUUAUGACGCAUCAUUUUAUUUAUCAGGAGGACUCAUAUUGGUUUCAGCUAUCAUAAUAUAUCCUCUUAAUCGAGUGAAUCGAUGGGAAAAGGCUAGAGCAAAGAGCAAGACUGAAUUAAUUUUGUGAAAAUGAAGUAAACAAAAUUUGCAAAAUGUUGCAGAACUGGUACUUGGGAACACACACACACAGUGUCAAUUCCAAGUUUGUUUGUUUUGUUUGUUUACAAAUGUUAUUUCUCUGUGAACAUUAACAUUAUUUUUUUAGUGAAACUGUAAUAAUUAAUCUCCUAUGCAUGGUUUGUGCAAAAGGAAAAAUAUGGUUGAUGGAUGAACACAUGUUUUCAGAGAAAACCCAAUGAAGAUUUUCAUUGUGUGUUGUUUACAGAACUGAAUGAACUAUAAUCUUCAUCCAUUCCAAUAAAAAUCACAAGUACAAUAUUGCUCUAAAAAUUAAUGCCAAUAAUUCUUCAUUUAUGGGAGAAAUCGUAUGUCAGAAUAUAUUUUAAAACUUUUGGAAGGGGAAAAUGUGAGACAAUAUCCCAUUUUUAUAAAUGGUUAAUAUUUAAAUUGUGUAUUUAAAACUUAUCAGGAAAUGCAGAUGUGUUUCUUUGAAGGUCAAUUGAACUUUCCAAAGAGUAGGUAAUAAAAGCCUCUGUAAUCGUGCAAAAUUCUCUUCUGGACAUUUAAAUGUCGCUAGAGUUUUGUAAUGUCUAUUAUGUAUAAUACAUAUGUGUAUACAAUAUCAUGAUACUCAAAUGCAAAGAUAAUGAAGAAACUAUGUAUUGUCACACUUAACAUGAGCUUAAAAACAUUUGACAUAUCAUUUGAAUUAUGAUAUGAAUUCAGGUUCAUUAUCACUGUUGUUGCUGAGAAGUAGGGGUUUUUAAGAAUUUGUAGACUGAUGUAACUUAAUUUUCAUCAAAUAGCCAUACUUUAAUCACACCUUAGAUGAUGUGGUGUAUAUCAUAUCACUGGAUUUCUUACCUGUGAUUAUAGACCCUAUGUGUACAUAAAAGUGUAUUUUUGUAAUGCACAAUUAGUUUUACUUUGCACUACUCCCAAUAUGUUAUUAAAAUAUUUUUUUAAAAAUGUAGAAUGUGCCAUUGUUUUUAUAUUUAUUGUAAUAGAAAGAAACCAUCAAAAUUAGUGUAAUGAAUAUAUGAUAUGGAAUUAUAUAUUUAAAUAUUGACUCGUUAUUUUUUGUUUGAUUUUGAAGUUGACCUGAAUGUUUCAGUGUGUGUAUUUAUUCAUUGUACUCCUUCUAUGAGCUAUUACUUAUCUUUAUUAUAUUCAUAAAUCCUUUUGCUAUCAAGAAAAAUAAUAAGAGAAAAAAAAAAUUAUAUCAAAAGUUUAACUUCUGAAAACCUUAAAAACUC